UCAGGAUCCUCCUCCCCUUCAGCUCGCAGGUGUUUCAGCAGCAGGAGGUGAUCGGAGCGCCAAACCCAAACUUUUUACGCACCGUGCAGCUGCUGUCGCUUCACCUUUCCUUCUUCUUCGGCGGUUUUUUUUUUUUACACCUGAACAUCAACAGCUGCAGCAUUUUUUUUCUCGUUCACACCAGAUUACAAUGGAUUAACAUUUUUUUUCCGGGAAGCAUGCUUACAUUCUCGGUUCGUCCGGGGUCGCGACGCCGAGUGUUUGCAGGGAACAGAUCCGACUUGGAUGGCGUCCAUUCCCGUUUCCGCAUUCCCGCGGCCGCCGUGCGCACUGCAGGCGCGGAGCUCAAAUCCAUGAUCUCAACAGAAAAAACCGGUUCCUCCGGCUAAUCUACCCAACUAUUGCUGGCGGUGCAUUAUGUUUCCAGCCCAUGGAAGAGAGCUACACCGGAGGACUGAACAGCAGGUGACUGUAGGCUGUAAAAGGUUGUUGUCAGCGGAUUGAUUAACCCUGAAGCGCGUCGUAUCGAUCGGUGUUAUAAUAAAGCCUGGAAUAAACCCGCCGCCGCGCUCCUUCAUGUCCCGGGAUGGAGAGUUGCUGUCGCUCCUGUAUGCCGUGUCUAAACCGGCUCUGGAACUGGGUAUGGCCGGAGUUCCGCUACCCAAACGUCCCCAACCACAACCAUGUCAUCGCCAACCCGGCGGCGCAGUCCGCAGAGAUCCGCACCGUGUCGGGCGACAUCCGCGUCCCUUCGCCCAAGAAGCGACCGGUGCAGCUGUACGCGGCGCUCUUCGACUUCGAGGCCCGCAGCGACGACGAGCUGACGGUCAAGGAGGGGGACAAGCUGUCGGUGAUCGAGAAGCGAGGGGAGUACGUGCUGGCCAAGAAGCUGACCGGGUCUCUGGAGUCCGGAUUGAUCCCGGCGAACUACGUGGCUCUGCUGCAGGACGAGUUCGCCAAACACAAGUGGUACUAUGGGAACAUAAACCGUGUGAAAGCUGAGAAGCUGCUGCUUGCUUCCCAAAACAAAGAUGGCUCCUUCCUGGUUCGCAUCAGUGAGAGUCACAGUGACGAGUACACCAUCUCCGCUCGCAGCGAGGCGAAGGUGUACCACUUCAGGAUCCAGCGCUCCACCAUCGGCGCGUACUUCGUCUCAGAUAAGAUCUCCUUCGCCACGCUGGGAGAGCUGAUCUCUUACUACCAGAAGAACCCUCGCAGCCUGGGAGUGCUGCUGGAGGAGCCCUGCGCACAGCAGCGGGAACUCUUCGACAUGGAGCCGUGGGAGAGACCGCGAGAGGAGUUCAGGCUCCACAAGAAACUGGGAGAAGGACACUUCGGAGAGGUGUGGGAGGCUCUGUGGACCACGGAGAACACGAAAGUGGCCAUAAAGACGCUCAAACAAGAGGACACGAAGCAGGACGAGUUCGUGAAGGAGGUUCAGGCGUUGAAGAGCCUCCAUCACCCCAAACUGAUCCAGCUGUUGGCGAUGUGCUCCAGAGGAGAGCCGGUCUACAUCGUGACCGAACUCAUGAGCAAAGGAAGCCUCAAGUCCUACCUGGCCUCUGCUGAAGGCCAGGUGCUGACGUCAGCUCAUCUGAUCUACAUGGGCAGUCAGAUCGCGGAGGGCAUGGCCUACCUGGAGGACAGAAACAUCGUCCACAGAGACCUGGCAGCCAGGAACAUCCUGGUGGGAGAUGAUCUGGUCUGCAAGGUGGCCGACUUCGGAUUGGCUCGUAUUAUUAAGGACAGUGUGUAUACGGCCAGUCGAAGCACAAAGAUCCCGGUGCGUUGGACGGCUCCCGAGGCGGCGAUCUACCAGCGGUUUUCUGUAAAAUCAGACGUUUGGUCAUUCGGGGUGCUGCUGUACGAGAUGAUGUCACGUGGCAAAAUGCCUUAUGAAGGAAAAAGCAAUAAGGAAGUGUUGGAUCUGCUGUCAUCUGGGUUUCGACUGCCCUGUCCGACCCGCUGUCCUCCGAAUAUUUAUCGCAUCAUGAUGGACUGCUGGGCCGCCGAGCCCUCCAAGAGACCCUCCUUCCACGCCCUGCACAGCCAGCUGGACACAAUAUAUGCCAGGAUAUAUUUCAAGACCAUAGAGGUAUAGAAAGAGGGAUGCGAGGAGGAAGAGGACUCUAAUCAUCACAGCAGGAUGGACUCCAGUGAGCUGAAGAAAAGGGUGAAAGAGAAACACUUUGAUCAACUUGUUUUCACCAGCCGGCUUCACAGGAAAGAAAGGAGGGUGAGAAACGGCAAGGAAAUAGUUCUCCUCUCCUGUGCAACUCACUUCAACAACAGGGUACAUGUACUUUAAAACACCAAGGUGAGAAAGAACAGAGAGAGGAAACACAUGAGGACAAACAGGAGUGAAAAAUGUGGAAUACUCCCAUUUCUUAGGCUAAGAGAAACGAGGGCGGACUAAUGAAUGAGGACUGAAAAUAACCUGGGAAAGGUGUGUAAAUACACUCCUACCUAAAAUAAACCCUCAGCACAUUCACAGCACCGACCGAUUUUUAAUUUUAUACCCUUUUGUGUUUUAUAAAUAAUAUUUUAUUAC
Messenger RNA from Thunnus maccoyii (southern bluefin tuna), 2551 nucleotides. It is a transcript of the gene srms, whose product is annotated as src-related kinase lacking C-terminal regulatory tyrosine and N-terminal myristylation sites. Bases 587 to 2101 code for a protein of 504 amino acids. Gene Ontology annotation, molecular function: signaling receptor binding; ATP binding; non-membrane spanning protein tyrosine kinase activity. The transcript is spliced from 8 exons. NCBI's taxonomy places the organism in Eukaryota, Metazoa, Chordata, Actinopteri, Scombriformes, Scombridae. Gene Ontology annotation, cellular component: extrinsic component of cytoplasmic side of plasma membrane. Gene Ontology annotation, biological process: cell surface receptor protein tyrosine kinase signaling pathway; cell differentiation; innate immune response. The record is from RefSeq and is a predicted model, not a curated record.